AUGGCACCACCAAUAACACCCACGGAGGUUGCCCAACCCCUUACCGAGUUCACGACUAUCGGCCACAACACACAUCUAUGGAUAUCACCAUCAUAUACUCACUCGUCACCCCUCAUCUUAAUGUUUGCUUGGAACGCCGCAGCAUCAAAACACAUAGCAAAAUACACCCUCUCGUACCAACAUCUCUUUCCCAGCUCCCAAAUAGUACUCCAGCGAUGCUACACCUCGGACAUGUUCACACGCAGCGCCCACUACGCAGCUCUGCUCACCCCAGCCCUGGAAAUCACGUACCAGCACAUCACUUCCGGCGGUUCCGUGCUCGUGCACAGUUUCUCCAACGGCGGCGGCAACCAAGUCAACGAGUUUGCCAAGGCCUGGAAACGCAAGUACGGCAGCAGACUGCCCAUGCAAGUGCAGAUCAUGGAUUCUAGUCCCACCAAGGGUCCGUGGAUGAAGAGUUACGCCGCAAUUUCCGCUGGGCUGCCAAGAACAUGGUUUUGGAAAUGGUUUGGCGGGCAUCUGGUCCAUAUGCUUUUGCUGGGGUCAUUUUUGAUCAAUGUGGUGAGACGCAAAGAGAACAAGAUGGUGGUGUUGUGUCGCGAGAUGAAUGAUGAGAGUGUCUUUGACAACGCUGUCCCAAGAGUAUAUUUGUAUAGUCGGGCUGACGAGAUGGUGGGAUGUGAGGAGGUCGAGGAACAUGCUGCGAUUGCGAAGAGGAAGGGGUGGAAUCUCACCAUGGUCCGGUUUGAGAAGAGUGCACAUUGUGGGCACGUCAGAGAGGACGAACAGAAGUAUUGGGGCGCAGUGCUCGAGGUGUGGAAGUCAAAGCCGCGCUGCAACUAG
Messenger RNA from Didymella exigua CBS 183.55, 843 nucleotides. RefSeq lists its product as uncharacterized. Bases 1 to 843 code for a protein of 280 amino acids. The transcript is spliced from 2 exons. Lineage: Eukaryota; Fungi; Ascomycota; Dothideomycetes; Pleosporales; Didymellaceae. The record is from RefSeq and is a predicted model, not a curated record.